This is a messenger RNA of Botrytis porri, 534 nucleotides long. RefSeq lists its product as uncharacterized. The record is from RefSeq and is a predicted model, not a curated record. The transcript is spliced from 2 exons. Bases 1 to 534 code for a protein of 177 amino acids. NCBI's taxonomy places the organism in Eukaryota, Fungi, Ascomycota, Leotiomycetes, Helotiales, Sclerotiniaceae.
AUGUCUACCAUCCCACCACCCCGCGCCGUAGUGACCUCACACACCGCCUCCGGCACCGCCAUUAUUCCUUCGGAUUCUCAACUUCCCCUAUUCCAUCCUUUUGGUCCUUUGGCCUCAGGUUUCACGACCAUUCACACUCUUCCUUCUCUUCCUUCUCUUCCUUCUCUUCCUGCCUCUUUGAUUGCCCCUAUCAACCCCAAUUCCGAACCAUCUAUCCCUCGUCCCUCUCCUGCUGGUUUGGUAGUUUGUACAACUGAUUUUCCACCCCAUUAUGUUACCCCCACUCAUCGGACCAUAACCUGUGACUACAUGAUUGUCAUAAAAGGUGAGAUUGUCCUACGUGUUGAUGAGGGAAAGGAAACCAUUCUGAAAGAGGGAGAUAUGUGUGUUCAGAGAGUCACAAUGCAUACUUGGGAAAACAGAACCGAGGAAUGGUGUCGCUGCGUGUGUGUUAUGGCUGGUGGCGAAAAGAUUGUCAUGGCGGAUGGAAAGGUGUUGGAACAAAGUUAUACUGCGCCAAAGCCCAAGAAUUAG